Molecule: messenger RNA, 2552 nt
Organism: Xenopus laevis (African clawed frog)
Lineage: Eukaryota; Metazoa; Chordata; Amphibia; Anura; Pipidae
Gene: fam219b.S
Product: protein FAM219B
Exons: 7
Coding region: 586-1041 (151 amino acids)
Source: RefSeq, a predicted model, not a curated record
CAAAAAAUCGCUGCGCUACUGGUGCCAACUUCUUUGCCCUCUUUUUACUUCCAAAAUGUUGGGAGGCAUGCUACUGUUAAUAAUAAAGCGUUGCAACUUCGUCUAUGUUUUUUGUUUCUUGGAAGCGCCUCGCUUGAGUCAAUAGAAUUUCGUUCCUAGAUCUGUAAAAGGAUUCCGAUCCAGUGACCACGUGACUCAAGAAGGCUGCCGCUCGUGACCUAUUUCCAAUACAGGAAAACUAGUACAGGGAGGUAUGUCCCUUAAUUAAAAUGGCUCUGCGGUGUUCAUCUCUAAAGGCGUACCCGCAAAACGCGUGACAACACGCUGGGCAAUUGAUUGGUUAACGCUUCCUCUAUCUGUUAUACUGAGCGGAGCGAGCCUGGGCCUGAAAACGCGCUGUAUGCUGGAUAGGUGGAGGACGACGGGGUUCGGCAGUUUUUGACAGCCGCUGCAAGGUUAAUCAGGUGUGACCAGUCCCCUGACCUGUUCCUAUGUGCCUGGGGCUGGUAGGACCCUAGAUCAUGCAUUAAAAUAAGGUUUAGGAAAGCUGUAGCCUGAAAAAGACCCUACCGAUUCUAUUAGGUGAUGCAAAUGGAACCCAGAGGAGCUAAUUUUGAAAAGAAAGGGCCUUAUCUUAUGGGCAAAGGGACAACAAUUCAAGCCAAGCUACAGAGGCAGCGGGAUUUGGCUCGUGCAUCCCUUAGGAAGAAGGGUGUGCUAGGGCCAACAGGCAAAGUGCACCCUGCAUCAAAGAGGUCAGUGAAGUUUAAUAAGGGAUAUGCAGCCCUCAGCCAGGCCUCUGAUGAAACGCUUGUGUCCCUGGAUUCAGACAGUGAUACAGAGCUGGAAUCAAGGUGUUCAUCUGGAUAUUCUUCAGCUGAGCAGGUCUCACAAGAUGUUAAUCGGCAGCUCCUUCAGGAUGGCUACCACUUGGACGAAAUACCGGAUGAUGAGGAUCUCGAUUUGAUUCCACCAAAACCUGUGCGCUCCUUGCCCUGCUCCUGUUGCCUGGGGGAAUCCUGGUCCUGCUGUAUCCAGUAAAGUAUUUUAGGGAGAGUAUGGCUUUCUACUUUCUCUGAUCUUGGAGGGUUAUUGAACAGGAGUCUGCACUGAAUCGAUCCUUAUAUUGAAGACCUAUGCCAUGCAUAGCAAAUACUAAUCUUACAAAAAAAAACAUUAACCAAAGAGCUUCUCAUUGUUAUCAAGGAUUUUGCUAUCUAAAGUUCCAUAUUGUAAAAUGAAAAAUGUGAGAACCUAUAGAAGCAGUUGCUCACAAUUUCACAGGACACAAAUGGCCUACUCUUACCCAUGACUAAUAUAUGUAAAAAGAAUAUGUAAAUUAAUUUUAUAAUGUCUUGCCUAAUGGAACAUUUGAAGAAAUCGGUUCUCUGUUGCAUAUGGCUGGAAUUGGAUGGGUCUCACUUGCAGUAUCGCACAAUAGAUUUAAUUCUUCCAGCCCUCAAAAUAGGACCUUAAUUAAAUUCCGGGUAUGGACUUUGCAUCUAAAGACUAUUUACAGCAUAUCUGGAAGAAGUGGACGCGUCCUCGCUGUUGUCAGGUGUAGUUCUUUACACGUUACUGGUAAUUGGACUGUUACUAUGAUAUAUCCCACUUACCAAAUUUUGGCUACUGUUACAUUACAGAUGUUGAGUAAUACAGACUAAAUAGACAGGCUCCCUAAUUUAUUUGGAAACCUGUUAUCUGUACUCCUGAAAAUGUUGGUAAAAGCUGCUUUCAAGGUAAGCGCUUUUGGCUUAAAUAUGCUAGAAACAUUUAUCCAUUCUUACCUUGAGCCUGAGUUAUUUUUUUUAUUUAUUUACUCUAAAUAAUCAAGUUGUUAAAGUAGACUCUGUCUUGCAUACUGUAUUUAUAUGUUUUUGCAACUUACUUUGUUAAAUGUGCUGCCUAUGAAUAACUGAUGUCAAUACAAAUGGAUAAUUUUCAUUUUACAGGAGAGCUGUCCAUCUGGAGUCCUUUGGGCCAGAUGUUGACUUCUAAGGAAUUUGUCUGGUCCCUGACUGCUCAACAGACCUCUCUGGAUGUCACCAUUGUUUUAUUAUAGUGUAGCCACUGAACAUUUAGGAUAGUAAAAGCCUGGCCUAAUAAGUGCCCAAAUACAGCUUAUGUUAAUAGUAAUGGAAUGCAGAGCAUUGUUACAAACGUUAUUAUGUGCAGGUCAUUUUAUGUAAUUUCUAGAAUGUCCUACUCCUAUGACUUUUAAAGGUCACGUUGCUCCAAUGAUUUCCAAAACACAGUACUUUGGGUCAGUUUCAAAAACAAUAUUAAAAUAUUCAUAGUUCAAUCACAGUCAGUUGAGUCAGAGUUCAGGACACCAUGCAAAGUUAACAGAUGUGUAGUGCCAACUUCAUAUUAAAGGUUUCAGUCUAGUUAUAAUUACCAUAUAAUUCUAAUUACAAAGGGCCAAGUCUCUUAUUUUCACAUUUAUAUGUAAGACGUCAUAUUAGGAUAUGCAAUAUGGAGGAAGGGAGGACUAUUAAAAACCUUUAAAGGGCAACUAAAGUCUAUAAUAGAUUAAUGUUAGAAAUGCUGUA